Phytophthora nicotianae INRA-310 is the source of this 2660-nucleotide messenger RNA. RefSeq lists its product as hypothetical. The record is from RefSeq and is a predicted model, not a curated record. NCBI's taxonomy places the organism in Eukaryota, Oomycota, Peronosporomycetes, Peronosporales, Peronosporaceae. Gene Ontology annotation, molecular function: endo-1,3(4)-beta-glucanase activity. The transcript has a single exon. Bases 1 to 2574 code for a protein of 857 amino acids.
AUGAAGAUCACGCAGUUGAUACUAGCAGCAAUGUCCAUGACUGCUACUAUCGCGGUCGCGUUGACGAAUGUCACGAUGUCCCAGGCCGGUAGUGGUUCCCAACAGGGAACGGUUCAGCCUGCCACGACUUCGAGCAACAGCGACUUCAUGGCGCCGUUCUCGACCGACGAACCUUCCAACCUCUUCAAACGCUAUGACACUCUCACCACGUUAGCACCGAUCAUCAACGUGGCUUCAGAAUUGCUCACUAAGCCGGUUCCCACCAACAAAUGGUGGGGGAACCUCAUCCACACCACCGCUCAAGACGUAAACACGGUGGCCAACCCCGCCUGGUCUAACCCAUACGCGCUGAAAUUGCCCAAGGAAGCGCCUUUCGGUCUUCAGGCUUGCUACUCUUACACGUACCGCAGCAUGGCCGAUGAGAUAGAUGGCGUCGUCAAGUACUACCUGCACUCGUUCCACAAUGACCUCACACUAUCGGCGACAGAGUUCGCGUCGAAACCCGACUACGAAAUCUACUCGUUCAGCGAUAUGGGCGUCAAUCUUCGCACCUGCAUGUCGGGUAGUGAUAACUGCAUGGAUUCAUCUCUUGUGAACGGUAUGGCUUUCGUCUCCGUCACAUACUCUAGUCUCACUGCUAGCAUCGAGUCUGAAUACACCAUGACCCUUGUAGGUGACUCGACUGCUGGCAAGUAUGUCAUUCAACUGGCAAACAACCAGACGUGGGUUGUCUACUCCAGUGACACCAGUGCACCCUUCUCAAUUGACAGCACGGGCUCAGCCUUAGUGUCUAGCACCCUUUACACUGGUACGCUUCGAGUGGCAAUUCUUCCUGACAGUAAGGACCAGAGUGUGUACGAUGACUACGCAUCCUGUAUUAUUCGUGGCGGUAAUGUGUCCGUGGAGUCCCGCACUACCUACUCGUUGCAGUGGGAAACUGAGGGCAGUGGAUGCGAUAGUGCGGGCCUUCUUCACUUUUCUCUGCCUCACCAAGUGGAAGUAAUGAGCACCGCCAUGACAACGCAGUCGAGUAACGCCAUUGUAUUGCAUUCGACCACCCGCGGUCAGAUGGUCGGCCAAGUGACGACGUCGGGGAGCUGGACCCUAACGGAAAGCGAGUCAAACGACGAGGUGGACUUCUACCCGGCCAACAAGGCCUCUUCUGACGUCGCCUCACAGAUUAAUCUGUUGUCGACACUGCAGAGCGACAUCAAUAGCGACUGGAGCUUGGACACUGGUAGCUGGUACUACAGCGGCAAGGCGUACCAGAAAUAUGCCUCGCUGUGCUUGAUGGCUGCCGACAGCUCAGUCGUGGGUGAUGACACUACGCUGUUGAGCACCUGCCUGGCAAAGCUUGAGGAGCUCGUUGAGCCGUUCCUUACCAACACUCUCGGCUCUCCUCUUGCUUACGAGACCGCCUACAAGGGCAUUGUGACCAGCCAGGUCUUCACAGUCAACAAUAUUGAUGUGGAGUUCGGCAACGGAAUUUACAAUGAUCACCACUAUCACUACGGCUACUGGGUGACGGCGUCUGCUAUUCUGAAAAAACUGGAUCCGACGUGGUCGGGUAUGGCACAGCUGGAGACGAUGGUGUGGACGCUGCUCCGUGACGUUGCCAACCCCAGCUCGGAUGACCAGUAUUUCCCUAAGUUUCGCCAUUUCUCGUGGUAUUUGGGUCAUUCGUACUCGCACGGUGUGACCCCCAUGGCUGAUGGAAAGGAUGAGGAAAGCACAUCAGAGGACCUUAACUUGUUCUACGGCAUGAAAUUGUGGGGACAAGUAUCGGGUAACAAGGCUGUAGAAGAUCUGGGCAGUCUCAUGCUGCGCCUCAAUGCUCGUGCCGUGCGGACCUACUUCCUUAUGACAUCGGACAACACGAUCCACCCGCCCCAAUUCGUGCCCAACCACGUCACGGGCAUCUUCUUCGACAACAAGGCGGACUACGCGACGUGGUUCAGCGCCGAGAAGUACUGCAUUCACGGCAUUCAGAUGAUCCCAGUGUCACCUAUUAACGCUUUGGCUCGCACAAGGACGUUCAUCCAGGAAGAAUGGGAUGAUAUUCUGUCGAAAGAAGCGAUUGUCACGGGCGGCGACACUACCAACGCAUGGCUGUCGCUGUUGCUUGUGAAUGAGGCUGUCAUCAACCAAACUGAUGCACUGGCAAAGUUAGCGACGGCUGCCAUGGACGACGGUCUCACCCGCUCGUGGGCAUUGUAUAACGCAGCAUCUCGUGGUGGAUCCAGCUCAAGUGGCACAAUCUCUACUGUCGCUCCAGAGACACUAAGUACAACUACAGCGACGCCCGAAGUAACGACUGCCACCCCAAGCGUGACUUCCGUCGCUCAAGAUACGCCAAGCACAACUACAGCAACGCCCGAAGCCACCACUGCCAGCCCAACAUUUAAUGUGACAACUGUUAGUCCGAGUGUAACAUCAGCAACUCCGACUGCCACGAUUGAUACUCCGAUCGUCACGACGGCCACUCCAGUUGCUACGUCAGCUCCCUUCACUACAAAGCCUUGUGUGAACACGAAGGCCCCGGGCUCCUGGAAGGACUCGGUGGGGCAGAACUAGAUUUGCGCCAAGCAUCAUCCUCUCGCUUCAGCGGAAACCUAUCCAUGUCGAGUGAAUCCACUUAGAGAACUGCGUAGUGUAAUGCG